Penicilliopsis zonata CBS 506.65 is the source of this 1806-nucleotide messenger RNA. RefSeq lists its product as hypothetical. The coding region runs from base 183 to 1511 and encodes 442 amino acids. Gene Ontology annotation, molecular function: NAD+ kinase activity. The transcript is spliced from 4 exons. Gene Ontology annotation, biological process: NAD+ metabolic process; NADP+ biosynthetic process. Lineage: Eukaryota; Fungi; Ascomycota; Eurotiomycetes; Eurotiales; Aspergillaceae. The record is from RefSeq and is a predicted model, not a curated record.
AUUUGAUUUAUUACUAUUACUCUAUCUCUAACACUUUUCAUGUUGUCUAUAUGAGACGUUCCUCAAUAUCUGCUAUAAAGUGCUGCAUCAGCUAGGUGUCUGUCACUUGAUAGGUGGUUGUCCCAGGAAGAUGGCAGGUGAGGACAACCCGAGUUAUCAAACAUAAUUGUAGUCUUUCAAUAAUGCUGCCGCGAGUGUCCAAGAUCAGCCCCAGGCGGUUCUGGCGUCCGCUCUUCAGACGCAGCUUUUCCGCCUCGUCACGCUGGAGCGUGAUCAGAGACAUUUCAGCGUUGGAACCGCGUCUAUCUCCUAGAUACCAAGAAUGUCGUGAUGGCGACCUCCUGUGUCUUGAAUGGCCGGCACCUCCUCGGAACAUCCUGCUUGUGAAAAAAGAUGGUGAACCCUCAGUGACCGAGUCGCUUGUGGAAUUUGCUAGUCAUAUCACAAGCACAUACCCUUCCAUCUCUCUCGUUCUCGAGCCACAUACCGCCGCCGAAGUGCACCAGACACUUUCCACUCCUGUUUAUACAUCUACUGCCGACGAGCAGCUCCCAGUUGCAGUGCAUGAGAAGGUAGAUCUGGUUGUCACUUUUGGCGGAGACGGAACGAUUCUCCGGGCCGCCUCGUUCUUUGCGACCUGCUACAAUGUGCCGCCCGUGCUGUCCUUCAGCAUGGGCACUCUGGGUUUCCUGAGCGAGUGGAAAUUUGCAGAGUACAAGCGUGCUUUUCGGGAGGUCUACAUGUCCGGCGCCGGGGUAGGCGAUCGAACGAUGGUCCUGGACUGUCCUCGGCCCACCUCUAGUGAUGAACGGGUCGAGUCCGAGAUGGGGCCGACAGGGUGGUCAUCCAUCCGGGGCAAGUCGAUGGGCUCGACCCGCGGCGCCCGGAUUCUGAUGCGGAAUCGACUCAAGCUCGGUGUGUUCACGCGCGACGGUGCGCCCGUCCACCCGAAUGACGGGUCACGACUCCCCGCGGUCCAGGCCGAGCACCCGGGCAUCUACGCGAUGAACGAAGUGCUCAUCCACCGCGGUAAGGAACCGCACUUGGCAAUUGUAGACAUCUUUGUAGGCGGACGCUUCCUAACGGAGGCGGUGGCCGACGGGGUCAUCAUCUCGACGCCGACGGGCAGCACGGCCUACAGCUUAAGCAGCGGAGGUAGCAUCGUGCACCCGCUGGUGCCCUCGUUGCUGCUGACGCCCAUCUGCGCGCGCAGCCUGAGCUUCCGGCCGCUCGUCCUGCCGACGAGCACCCCGGUGACCCUGCGGCUCAGCGAGAAGAACCGCGGGCGCGAGCUGGAGGUGAGCAUCGAUGGAAUCAAUAUCGGCCGCGGCAUGACCGUGGGGAUGGAGGUCCGGGUGUGGGACGAGGAGAUGCGACGCGGUGAGAACGACUGGCAUGGGGGCGUGCCUUGCGUGAUGCGGAGGACCAUUGGCGGGGAAGCGCAUGAAGGAUGGGUUGGCGGACUGAAUGGGCUGCUGAAGUUCAACCAUCCUUUUGGCGAGGAGCCUUGAUUAUCUUUUUAUCUUUUGCACUGUCUCUUCUUGUACUCCGUAAUUAUGAUGUGCUCCAUAUCUCCGUACUCUAGAGCCUCGAUAUCCACAUCUACCGAUCCAUUCAUCUCACCAUCCACUCCAUGAUCUCAUCUUAUGGUUUGUCAAGUCGUAUAAUGAAACAGGGUCAACUGGUUCGCUGUUAGCGUGUUUGGCGAGGCGUUCUGCGUGGAGCUGGACAGCCUCGAGAUGACGAAGAAUGUCUAUUAUAGGCUGGGAGUGUUCUGUUAAUGGGAACCCAAUGAUAUUAUUCCCC